GGUCAGUCGAUGGGUAUCGUUCUAGUGUGCGUAAUGUUCACUAGAGCAGUGUCAAUCAAACAAUCAACAUUCCCACAAGUUAAACGUAAAGAAAUAAGCGAAAUAUUGCUCGAGUGGAAGUUGUUGUAUCUAAAGUAGCAUCGGAGCUAAAAAUCCGCACGUCCCCGCGGUGUUUGUGGUCAGCAGUCAGUCUUUGACGUGAAUUCCGUUCGUCUAUUUUCACGGUCAUCCAUCUUGUCUUGUGCCACGCCAAUCAUACCAAAAACCUACGGGCUUCCCUAACCCUCAACUUCAACGUCAAUUCGGGUGGGGAAAAUUGAUAGAAUUCAUCAGGCUGCUCGAUAAAACAUGGAUGUAAAUGCUGCAACAGAAGAAGUUUCCUUUCAACUUGGGGAAAUGUUCGACAGCUACGAAGAGCUAGAACAAAAAUUAGAGCUAUUUUCUAGGCGCAGUCUGGUGCAUUAUUGGAGAAGGGACAGCAGAACGGUCAGCGGCGCGCAUAUGAAAACAGCGAGACCGAUUAGCGAACGGCUACGCUAUUAUUCCGUCAAAUACGCCUGUAUUUACGGCGGCCAAAAGUUCCUCCCACGGGGAGCUGGUCGCCGACAAUCUCAGUCGAUAAGAACAAACUGUCCUGCGCAUAUUAUGCUUAGAGCAUCAAAGGAUGGGACGAAACUAGAGGUGACGAGUGUCAAUAACGAACACAAUCAUGAAAUUUCAGAGGAACUUUUUAAGAACUUGCCACAAGAAAGAAAACUUUGUGGGGAAAUAAAACAGGAAGUCCAAGACCUGAUGCAGCUGCAUAUUGAUCGCAAGAGACUUAAGGAAUAUGUACGGAUACGCACAAAUAAAGUAUUGCGAUCCAAAGAUCUAUUCAAUAUUGCUGCAGCCAACAAGCAGAAGAGGGAAAUUACUCCGGAAAGAGCUUACCAAUUGUUUAAAAAAAUUCACGAAAUUGAAAAACUGCAAGGUUGCGACAACAGCUCUAAACGAUAUUCUGAAUCCGAAGAAGAGAUAACGCAUAGUAUUAAAAAGAUUAAGCAUGAACACGAAUCACCCUGGGGUCAAGAUGGCCUGGUGGAUUUAGAUGCGAGUGAAGGUAACGAAGGGGAAGGGGACUGCUAUGCAGCUCAGUUGACGCAAGAGGAGGUCGUUAAUGAUAUAGAUGUACCCAAAGACCAGCUGCUAACAGCUAAUAAUGAUGGGGAGAUUGUGACUGCUGACGGAGAAAUAGUUGGAGAACUUGUAAUGGAAGAUGGAGAUCCAUCUGUAAUUGUUGAAUCAAUCGUUAAUGCAGAUGGUUCAGUAUUUGUUGACGAAAGAGAAUUCAACAGCUAUUGUAAUAAUCAUCUAUCACAUCAUGAUGUCGACGACAGUGAAUCGUCCACGCCGCAAGUACUAGAUAUCUCUUCGGUGAGUCAAUCAUCUGAUAUCAACAGAAUAAGCAAACUGAAUUGUACAUCUCCGAACCAAUCACAGCAGCAUAGACCGUUAUCCCCAAGAUCUCAGUUGACGUCAAAAUCAACCGGAACUCUGAACGAUUCCGACUCUAGGAUCUGGAUUAUGAAAGAAGCUGCAGUAGCGGACACAGAAGCGGACAGUAGCCCUGAGAGUGAACCAAACGUUUCAAAAUCUACAAAAUUACAUAAGGAUGAAAUUAACGCUGCAGAUGUCAUCUUGUCAGAAGAAGCCAGUCAUCAGCUUUUGCAAGAACAGUUGGCAGUUUUAAGAGCUGAAAGAGGUAAAUUGUUCCAUGAAACGGAAAUGCUCAAGCUGAAAAAGGACAAAUUGAAAGUUCAGAUGAAUUGCUAUUCCAAUGAAAUCAGAAAACAGGAAAUGGAAAAAGAGAAGCUCAGGCUUGAAAUUAAAUUGCUGCAAUCUAAAGUCAUGGAGGAUGCAAAUGACGUAUCACACUACAUUUUUGUGCCUUAAGUUCACGUACAAAACAGUGAUAAAGGCAUUAUUUAGACAUCAUAAUGUCAAUCGAAUCAGUUUUGCAAUGGAACCUUGACGGUUUGUUUAAACGUUCACACGUGCCUGUGGAUUUUGGAGUAAUAAUUGAAAUUCUCCUAUCAGAUUCAGCUAUUACGUUCAAUUUGGGAUCUUUAUCCAUCGCCAUUCUUAUUAUUUCAUUUUUAAAAGUAGCUGAAUGAUAACAAAUCGGAACAUAAUUUAAUACGAUCCUUAGGAGGAUUUAAUUAUCUCCAACAACCUAGUUUCAUUUAUGGGGUGUGAAUUAUAGUUAAUUAUCGUAAUAAUAUAAAUUUAGAUUUUAUACAAACGUAAUAGGUAUAAUAUAAGGCAAUAUGUGAUUUUCG
This is a messenger RNA of Athalia rosae (coleseed sawfly), 2318 nucleotides long. RefSeq lists its product as uncharacterized. The record is from RefSeq and is a predicted model, not a curated record. The transcript has 5 exons. The coding region runs from base 349 to 1932 and encodes 527 amino acids. NCBI's taxonomy places the organism in Eukaryota, Metazoa, Arthropoda, Insecta, Hymenoptera, Athaliidae.